AUGCGGCAUGGUAUGGCAGGGAUGAACAGGGAGGUUGAUGUCAGAGGAAGGCCAAACAUCUUUUCGGACCUGGAGAUGGAGUUUGAUUCAGGGCCAUGGCUGCUCUUCCGUGGUCAGCUCCCUGGUCAUCUCACGGAGGACAAUGGUUUCGAUGUUUUCAUCAAUGGACGACGUGGUGUUGGCAUGAGGAGGGCCAACAUUGCAGACUACUUUGUUGGGCCUGGAUUGGAUGAUCUUAUCGAGCAAUUGACUCAGAACAAUCGUCGAGGACCACCACCUGCUGCGCAGUCCUCGAUCGAUGCUAUGCCCACAGUUAAGAUCACUCAGAGGCAUCUCAGUGGGGAUUCGCACUGCCCUGUCUGCAAGGAGAAGUUUGAGUUGGGAUCGGAAGCAAGAGAGAUGCCAUGCAAGCAUUUAUACCACUCCGAUUGCAUAGUUCCUUGGUUAGAGCAGCAUAAUUCCUGUCCCGUUUGCCGUUAUGAGCUCCCAACACAGGGUUCUAUUACAGGAGCUAGCUGCUCACGCACAAGAUCAACCAACCAAAGCCAGAGCUCAAGUAGUUCAAGCAGCAGCGGGAGAACCAAUGGGCGUCAAAGGAGAAGGAACCCGUUCUCGUUCCUGUGGCCUUUCCGCUCAUCAAGUUCUCGCUAG
Molecule: messenger RNA, 651 nt
Organism: Miscanthus lutarioriparius
Lineage: Eukaryota; Viridiplantae; Streptophyta; Magnoliopsida; Poales; Poaceae
Source: the annotation of a GenBank genome assembly